GAGCAGUGGGAGGCCCUCCUCUGACUGCCUCCACAGGGCUUUGCUUCCCAGCUGGGAGAGAUGAUUCUAGUCUGCAGACGUUUGCCAAGGGCUUUGAGCCUGGACACCUCCUCUUCUGGGAUCCCCAAGAUGUGCCCUUCCCUGAACCGUGCUUGGUGGACAUCUGUAACCAAGCUCAGUCUUCAUACAAAGCCCAGAAUGCCUCCAUGUGACUUCACACCUGAACGAUACCAGUCCCUUGCCUAUAACCGUGUCCUGGAGAUCCACAAGCAACAUCUGUCCCCUAAGCUGGAGGCGUAUUUUCCGAAGCCUUUGUUGCUCCACCAGGGUCACAUGCAGUGGCUAUUUGAUUACGAGGGAAACAGAUACCUGGAUUUCUUUUCUGGAAUUGUCACUGUCAGUGUUGGUCACUGCCACCCGAAGGUUAACGCAGCUGCACAAAAGCAGCUUGGCCGCCUGUGGCACACAAGUACCUUCUUCUUCCACCCUCCAAUCCAUGAGUAUGUAGAGAAGCUUGCAGUGCUUCUCCCUGAACCUCUAAAGGUCAUUUUCUUGGUGAACAGUGGCUCGGAAGCCAAUGACCUAGCCAUGACAAUGGCCAGAGCACAUUCAAAUAACACAGAUAUCAUUUCUUUCAGAGGAGCUUACCACGGAUGCAGUCCAUACACACUUGGCCUGACAAACAUAGGGCACUUGAAGAUGGAGCUUGCCAGUGGGAUUGGCUGCCAAUCAACAAUGUGCCCAGAUGUUUUCCGUGGCCCUUGGGGAGGAGACCGCUGCCGAGAUUCUCCAGUGCAAACAAUUAGGAAAUGCAGCUGCGCACCAGACUGCUGCCAAGCAAAAGUUCAGUACAUUGAACAGUUCAAAGAUACUCUGAUCACUUCUGUGGCCAAAUCAAUUGCUGGAUUUUUUGCAGAGCCAAUUCAAGGGGUGAAUGGAUUUGUUCAGUACCCAAAGGGGUUUCUAAAGGAAGCCUUCGAGCUGGUGCGAGAGAAGGGAGGCGUGUGCAUUGUGGACGAAGUGCAGACAGGAUUCGGAAGGCUGGGCUCUCAUUUCUGGGGCUUCCAAACCCAUGGAGUCCUGCCGGACAUUGUCACCAUGGCUAAAGGGAUUGGGAAUGGCUUUCCCAUGGCAGCAGUCGUGACAACUCCAGAGAUUGCCAAAUCUUUCACUAAACGCCAAUUUCACUUCAACACUUUUGGAGGAGGCCCCAUGGCCUGUGCCAUUGGAUCAGCCGUGCUUGAGGUGAUUAAAGAAGAAAAUCUACAGGAAAACAGUCAAGAAGUUGGCACCUAUAUGUUACUGAAGUUUGCUAAGCUGCGUGAUGAAUUUGAAAUAAUCGGAGAUGUCCGAGGCAAAGGCCUCAUGAUAGGAAUAGAAAUGGUGAAGGAUAAGACGAGCCGCCAGCCUCUGCCCUGUGAGGAAGUUAAUCAAAUCCACGAGGACUGCAGACACAUGGGGCUUCUAGUUGGCAGAGGUGGCAUUUUUUCUCAGACAUUCCGCAUUGCUCCCUCGAUGUGCAUCACUAAAUGUGAUGUCAAUUUUGCAGUGGAAGUAUUUCGUUCUGCCUUAAUCCAACACAUGGAAAGAAGAGCCAAAUAAAAUUUUUAAAAAUAAAAAA
This is a messenger RNA of Manis javanica (Malayan pangolin), 1621 nucleotides long. RefSeq names its product alanine--glyoxylate aminotransferase 2 (gene AGXT2). Gene Ontology annotation, molecular function: L-alanine:glyoxylate transaminase activity; pyridoxal phosphate binding. NCBI's taxonomy places the organism in Eukaryota, Metazoa, Chordata, Mammalia, Pholidota, Manidae. The record is from RefSeq and is a predicted model, not a curated record. Gene Ontology annotation, cellular component: mitochondrion. Gene Ontology annotation, biological process: glyoxylate catabolic process.